Messenger RNA from Nanorana parkeri, 375 nucleotides. RefSeq names its product C-type lectin domain family 10 member A-like. NCBI's taxonomy places the organism in Eukaryota, Metazoa, Chordata, Amphibia, Anura, Dicroglossidae. The annotation marks the transcript as partial. The record is from RefSeq and is a predicted model, not a curated record. The transcript is spliced from 3 exons. Gene Ontology annotation, molecular function: signaling receptor activity.
GUGGACUACGGCUCAAGCUGCUACUAUCUGUUUCGUCAUGUAAGAUCAUGGCUGAGAGCCAAGGAGAAUUGUGAGCAGAAGAAAGCUCAUCUGGUGGUCAUCAAUAGCAGAGAAGAGAUGAAUUUCAUAAACAAACUUUCGCGCUCAGUCAGUGUGUGGAUCGGUCUCAGUGAUCGGGACGGAUCCUGGAAAUGGGUGGACGGCACUCCUUAUGAGAAGACUCCCAAGUUCUGGAAGCCUGGCCAACCUGAUGAUUGGUUUGAUCCCAGUGAGGGCGAAGGGGAAGACUGCACUCACACACUUGAUGGAGAUAAAUGGAAUGACAUUCGUUGUUCCAUGAGCUUUCCGUAUGUCUGUGAGAAGACCAAAUCCUGA